Melanaphis sacchari is the source of this 566-nucleotide messenger RNA. RefSeq names its product ATP synthase-coupling factor 6, mitochondrial-like. Gene Ontology annotation, biological process: proton motive force-driven ATP synthesis. Lineage: Eukaryota; Metazoa; Arthropoda; Insecta; Hemiptera; Aphididae. The record is from RefSeq and is a predicted model, not a curated record. Gene Ontology annotation, molecular function: proton transmembrane transporter activity. The coding region runs from base 145 to 453 and encodes 102 amino acids. The transcript has 2 exons.
UUGUCUAGGACAGUAGGAGUAGUAGGACAUAUGAUUUGAGAUUUUAUGUCACUAUAAAUUUUUACAAAAUUUUAAUCUUGAAACUUUUAUCAAAAAAUUUCUGUACACUUGCUCCAAGAGUCAUAACUUAAUACAGAAUUUAACAUGUUGUCAUUUAAUUUAUUACAAAAAUUGAAUGCCAGUGGAUCGGCUAGUCGAUUCGUUCGUCGCAACAUAUCGGCUACAUCAGUGUUGAUGGCUAACGUUUCAGAUCCCAUCCAACAAUUGUUUUUGGAUAAAAUUCGCGAGUACAAAGGCAAAUUUGAUUCCAAGACUUUUGACCCUUCAAUCGAUAAAGGUUACAAGGCUGAUUUAGAAAAGAUAGGCAGACAAUACAACAUUGGACCAAAUGAAGAUCCUACCAAAUUCCCAGCAAUUAAAUUUGAUGAACCCAAAGUCGAUCCACAAGUUUAAAUAUAAUACAUUUUGUGUGUUUUUAUACUUAUACAAGUAGUGAUGUAAUUAUGCAGGAAUAGGAGGAUUAAGAGAUGAUAAAGUAAUUAAUAAACAUUGAUUUAUAAAGUUCA